AUGAAUUGCUUUACCUUCCACCCGUCUGAUUACAAGCCUGGCCCAAACUCUCAGUUUGCUCCUUUGCGAAUGAUUUUUGAAGCCAAGCAAGAUGGACGACGCAAAGAAAGAUCGGUUUGCGGAGGUCACCUCGUGGACCCCCGAGGGAUCUUGACUAAGUCUACUGUUCUGAAGGGUGUCAGUGUCAGAUUGCUAGACAUGGUGGCCCACCGUGAUGAUUUGACUAUUCUCCAUGGAGAUGUUGGCAAUGCUUUCAUUACUGCCAAAUGUCUAGAGGAGAUACAUUCUACUGCUGGCCCCGAGUUUGGAGAGCGUGAAGGCGCUGUUGUUACUAUCAACAAGGCCCUCUACGGCUUAAGGUCUAGCUCAAGGGCCUACAGGGAAAAUUUUGCUGCGUUUAUGCGUACAAUUGGUUUUGAACCUACUCGGUACGACCGUGACGUCUGGAUGAGACUCCGUGAAGACGAAUCUGGGUACGAUUAUCUUUGCACUCAUAUCGACGACUUCAAAGUUGUAGCCAAGGAUCCUCAACGGUGGGUCAAUGCUAUUGCUGGUGCCUUUCAAUUGAAAUGCUCCGGUGCGCCAGACUACUACCUUGGACCAGCUUCUCAUCCUGAAACGGAUACUUCAGAUUUCCUUGACGAUGCCGGAAAACACCAAUAUCAGAUGUUGGUGGGCAUGGCCCAGUGGGCCGUCACGAUCGGACGUAUGGACAUUGCUUAUGCAGUUGCCUCGUUAAGUCGUUUUUCUGCUGCUCCUCGCCAAGGACACCUGGAAUUAGCUUUUUAUCUUUUUGGAUACCUGAAGCGUUUUCCCAGCAAGCAACUUCCUGUCUGCUCCGAUCCCCUUGAAAUCCAUCCUACUCUACUUGACAAGAAAGGUGAUUUUAUCCCAGAUUUCUUGAAGGAAUAUCCGGAUGCCAAAGAAGAUUGUGACCCCAAGGAAGCAAAAGCUUACAGGAAACCGGUACAAACAAGUGUGUUUUUUGACGCCAAUUUGGCCCACGAUUUGCAGACUCGUCGCUCUAUCACUGGUCUGCUCGUGUAUGUCGGAAGUACUCUCGUUUCAUGGACUUCUAAACGUCAGGGCUGUAUUGCUUCAAGCACAUAUUGCUCGGAGUUUAUCGCAAUGCGCGCUGCAGUAGAGGAGGCCAUGUCCCUCAGGUACAUGUUACGGUCACUGGGCGUUCCUGUUGAGGAACCUACCAAUCUAAUUGGAUACAACCUCGGAGUGAUCCAAACUGCUAGCAUUCCUGAAGCGGAUCUCAAGAAGAAACAUGUUGUGAUUUCCUACCACUGUGUCCGUGAGGUCGUUGCUGCACAAAUUGUCAAACCCAUUUGGUGUGAUACCAGUGAAAAUUGGGCAGACAUUUGUACUAAAGCGUUGGGAGGCGUCAAAUUGAAUGCCAUUCUCAGUAGAACUAUGCUUUAG
Molecule: messenger RNA, 1431 nt
Organism: Cylindrotheca closterium
Lineage: Eukaryota; Bacillariophyta; Bacillariophyceae; Bacillariales; Bacillariaceae
Source: the annotation of a GenBank genome assembly